AUGGUGCACAAGUUACUUGGUUUUGCCGCCGGGCUACUCGCGUUGAGCUCCGCUGCCAAUGCCCAUGGGUCGCAUUCAGAAGACAAAGCUCCCUCCGAUGAUUGGGCCACGAGACACAUGAUGGAGGAACACCACAUCGAAGGCUUCGACGCCCCCUCGUUCUUUAUCGUGCACGACUACGAUUCAUCAGGUUUCUGGACACAUGACGAAGUGCGCAAGACAUAUGGUAUCGACGACGAAUCCAAUUCCGAUAAGAGUGAAGCUCGCAAGCAGGAUGCCGUACAAUCAGUGUUUGAUAUCUUCGAUUCUGGAAACACUGGGUUCAUUACCAAGGAGGACUGGCUACAGGGCAUCGCUGCUGGUAAACGCUUGCCCGAUGUCGGUUUUGGUCCUGGGCACCAUGGCGAUAUGGAAUACGAAUAUGAGAUUCACCACUUCGAGAAGUUCCAUGGCGAUGAUACUACCGAGGAGGAUUUGAUCCACCCUCAGGACAUUGAACAUUUCCGCAGGCAUGACGAGGAAGAAGCUGCUGCUCUUCGUCUGGAGAAGCUGGAGGCCAUGCAGAUUAUUUUGAACAAUAUUCCCCAGAAGUUUCGCCGGAAUUUCUAG
Molecule: messenger RNA, 609 nt
Organism: Penicillium antarcticum
Lineage: Eukaryota; Fungi; Ascomycota; Eurotiomycetes; Eurotiales; Aspergillaceae
Product: nucleobindin SSP120
Exons: 2
Coding region: 1-609 (202 amino acids)
Cellular component (GO): endoplasmic reticulum-Golgi intermediate compartment; extracellular exosome
Molecular function (GO): calcium ion binding
Source: RefSeq, a predicted model, not a curated record